UCGAUCGCUAUUGGCUUGAGAAUUAUGGGAAACGCCACUAGGCUAUGUUGUAAUAAAUAUUGUAAGAUUUUUAACUGUUAAAAAGCUCAUAAUUCGAAAUAUUUCGUCAACUUUGAAAGAGUUUCGAAUUUACGUUGCCAAGAAUUGUUUUAGAGUUAAUUUUCUGAAAAUAAGAAUCCCGCGAAAAAAUUUGUACGACCAUCACCGUUUGUAAACAUAACAUAAAUUUCCUAAAUAGGUUUUCGGCACUGAUCAGAAAUGCGUGAUCGUGAUUAAAUACUUUAAAAUAAUUAAAUCUGGUAGCAGUUAUAAUAUAGGCACCGUCUUUUCUGUUGAGAAUAACGUAUCAAGAUUUGUUACUUUGGAUAUGGUGAUUAUUGCCCAUAUUCAUCCAUUUAACAAAUUCAUGAAAUGUUAAACCUCUUGUCUGUUUGUAUUUGGCAACUAUCUAAUCUAUCAAUAUGUUUAACAAUCUUUGGGAGAAGAAAGCAGAUGUGAACUGUAUAUUGGAUAGACCAGAAUUUAACAAUGUGUAGAUUAUUUCUUUGUGACGAAAUUGAGUUUUAUAUUAAACAGUUACUAACUGCUUGGUAUAUUCUAAGAAAGAUAAAGAAAUGAAUGGGGUGAGGCCAGUACAUGCUGACCUAUCUGAAAAAAGGAAACGGAACUACAAAUUAAUUGUUGAUCCUCUUUUAGUGAAAGGGAAAGGGACAGAAAAAAUUUAUAGAUAUGAUGGCAUUGUACCAGGACUGGAAAAGUACUAUCCACCCAUACAAGUCAGAGAUCCUCGCUCAAGACUUUCCACUCUUUGGGCCAAGUCUGAGCCUGCUGACCUUAUUGUUCCUCGAUUUAAGAUUGAUGAAAACUAUGUUGGCAUUCCUCCGCCAGUACAAGUCACGAUUAAAAAUUUAAAUGAUAAUAUCAACAAGCAAUUCCUGGACGACAUGUUAAAGAAAUAUGGGGAAGUGGAACAGUCUCAAAUAUACUAUCAUCCCAGAACUCGAAAGCAUCUUAGACUUGCUCAUGUGACUUUUAAAACCAUUCAUGCUGCCAGAACCUGUGUUGAUAAAUUAAAUAGAAGUACUGUCAUGGGAGAUGUAUUGAACGUGUAUUUAGACCCAUUUGGAAGAGACUGUAUGACUAUCUAUGAAGAAAUUGUUUCUGGCAGGAUCAGAACUAGUUCAGUGGGCGAAGAGCCUCAUGUUAAUAUUUGUGACCCUAGGAGGAGGUUGCCAUCAUUUGACAAGAGUAAUGAAAAUAUUUUAAACAGAACUAUUAGAGAUCCUUCUCGAUUAUAUAAUACAGACCAACUAACUCCAUUAGGUUCUGACUAUGGAUAUGGUUCUGAAAGUUUACUUAGCAGCCGAAUGUCUGAUAGAAGUAUGAGUGUGCAGUCAGACAUAAACUAUCCAUCUAUGCAUUCAACACCUAGUCAGUUGAGUUAUGAUUCUGGAUUUGGUUAUAAAUAUGGUGUUCAAAAUUCUGUGUGCCAGAACAAACCACCGACCCCAGUCCCCAGCGCUGCGAUAAAAAAUAAUGCUUGGGACAAGAUACCUACAGCUCCAUGGGGAGAAGCAUCUUCUCCUUGGGAGGGCAAUAACUCUCCUAGCUGGGAUAGUCGAAGUACAAAAAGACAUAUUACACCACCUACAACCCCUGUAACUGUGCCAAAACAGAGUCCUAUACGAGAGAGUUUAGAUACAAGAAUUGAGCUUCUACUGAAGCAAAGUGAAGGAAAGGCUGGUUUCUUGGGGCUUGGUGCUGUGUCUGCACAGUUAAAUGAUGUAUCUAUCAGCUCAGAUUCAGCUAAAAAUGAUAAAUCGUCAAUGCAACCUCCUGUACCACCUUGGGUGCAUGAAGCUCCUCCAUUACCUCCUGAUUCUUCACCUUUACCCCCACUUCCUGAAACUGAUGAGCCACCUCCUCCUCCUCCAGAAGAAAUUGAAGUUGUUCUUCUGUCUACACCACCAUCACCUUUCCUUAGUUUUUCUCAAUAUCAUAAAUGGGCUAUUGUCACUGCUGAUAUUGAUUCUGGGAAAGUAACAUCUCUUGAAGAUAUAGUAAUCCGUGAUGAUGCACUUCUGGAGCAUCCUAUAUCUUUGAAAGGAGUUCGCCUAUCUGGUAUUAAUUUAAAAGCAGAUAGUUUAACAACAGAAAAACCAGAUGAGUCUCCUAUUUUACAAGAUAAAGGUGAUUCAACUCCAGUGAGAGAUGAGUUACCAAUAGAGGAGGAGGAGGAAGAGGAAGAUGAUGACAAAAUGUCUUUGUCACCCAUCAGUGAUGGCGAAAACAAAUUAGAAUUGCAUAUUCCAACUAUAAUUGAUGGAUCUGUUCAGGGUCCUCCAGUACAAAAACCAAUGAAUUCUGUACAUACUUCUUCUUCUGAAGCAAAUUAUAAUACUUUGUAUUCAUCUCAAAAUGGCCCAAAUUUAUAUGGAGUGACCGAAUCAGCAGCACCAACAUACCCUAAUUAUGGGAGUACAGGAUCUGCUACUUAUCCUGGAGCACCUGCUAAUACUUCUAUUUAUUCUACAACUCAAAGAACAUUUCCAUCUCAAAGCGUGUUUACAACUCCACCACCACCAAUUCCGAGGGCUCCACCUCCUGGAGCACCAUGUCCUCCGGUUCCUGGAGCUCCACCACCUCCAGUACCAGGAGCUCCACCACCUCCUGUACCAGGAAUUCCUCCUCCACCAGUUCCUGGGGCUCCACCACCUCCCCCUGGUGCUGGAACUGCAGCACCUUCAGUAGCAAAUGUACCACCACCUCCGCCUUUACCUUUUCUCAGUGGCCAAAGUCAAUCAAGUUCUCAGGCUGCACCAACAAGUCAUCCAAUGUAUCCAAGUGAGCAAGUACAACUUAUGGCACGCAUGGGUAUUUGGAAACCUGGCAUGGGUUCUGGCAUGACUGCUUCGUCAUCUACUUUCAGUUCAGGUUACACUCAAACGUCAUAUCCUCCUCGUGAGAAUUAUUUUAGUCAAGCACAAACCACACCUGCUGCUACACCAAGACCAGCAUUUCCUCUAUCUUCUGUGCCUUUGCCACCACCUUCUAAAAUAGCCGAAAUGGUAAUGAGGCCCCCACCUGGUUAUCCCAUAGUUUUACCACCACCCCAUAUUCCGCCACCGUUUUCUACUGCUUUUCCACCACCACCUAUUAGAGUUACAGAUCCCCAUGCACCAACAAUUAGUGGUGUUUUGGCUUCUGUAAUUAAAGAAAUGAAACAAGUGAUGAAAAAAGAUAUUAGCAAAAAGAUGGUGGAAGCAACUGCUUUCAAACGAUUUGAACAGUGGUGGGAUGAACAAGUACAUCAAGAAAAGCUUAAAAGUGCUGGUGAUGCACCUGUGAAAACACCUGAAAAAACACAACCUCCUGCAUUUUCUCCUCUCUCUGCUCUAUUUGAUAAAGACCGUUCUUCAUUUGGUUUUGGCAUGGAAAGCACAGGUAUUGGCCUUGGUUUGAGAGCUACAAUGCCUAGAAUGCCAUCAUUCAGGAGGAAAAUAAUAAAAGCACCAUCUCCACCUCCAUUGGAUGAUGAGGACAGUAAAAAGGCAGAAGAAUCAGAUACUGAAAAGGUUAAAUCGGAUUCUGAUGAAGAGAGUUCUGUUGUUGUAAAACGACGACGUGUUGUCUUUUCAUCAGAUGAAGAGGAUGAAGAUCAAGAUCAAAGUUCACAAGAAAGUGAAAGUGAAAAAGGCGAUUCAGAUGAGGAAUCCAGUUCUGCUGAAGAGAGCUCAGAUUCUGAAAGUGUUUCUGAUGAAUCUGAAUUUGCUUCUGAUGAAAGUGAAGAAGAAUCUAAUGAUGAGGAAGUUGCAGAGCCUAUUGCCACUGAUGAUGACAGUUUAAGUGUUCAAAAACUCUCUAGUCCAAUCAAGAAAGACAAAACAGAAAUUGAGUCAUUGGAUUCUGAAGCCAUUAGCAAAGUGGAAGCAGAAACUGACAAAAAGAAAACAUCAUUUACAGGCCUUUUGGAUGAAUCGAAGUCUAGGGAAAUUGGAGACAGUUAUUCAAGUAAUGAUGAAGCAUUCUCUGAGAUUGCCAGUACACCAAUUGCUUCUCAAGAUACAGAACAAGAAAAAAUGGAAGUCAGUGACGAUCUUGACGAUAUUUCUGAAGGUGAACUUCCACCAAGUGAUAAGGAGGAGAUGGAAGAAAGCAAAGAAUCUGAGGAUAUUGAAGAAAAGGAAUCUGAAGAUAUGGAAGAAGAUCGGGAAUCUGACCUAGAAGAGAAGGAUCAGGCUAUCGAAAAAACAAUUCUAAAGGAUAAGGAAUCUCUAACAGUAGUUUCAAAGAUGGACGAGGCUGAAAUGGUUGUAGAUGAAUCCAUGGACACAAGUUCUUUGAAACCUCUUAUAUCAGAACAAAUACAAGAACCAAGUCCUGAAUCCAGGGCCAAGGAAGCAUCAGAAUGCUUGAUGGAAUUGGCUUCAAUUUUUGCUGAUUUUGGACGCCAGGCAUAUGUUGAACCUGUUACAGAACCUAAAGAGGCAAGUAAUGAAGCUAAAAGUGAUCUAUCUGAAAUCAGUGCUAAACAAACGAUUAAAACUCCUGAUAAAUUAAUGAAUGGAGAAAUUGAUAUUGAUUCUGAAGCUACAUUAUCAGCUGAUGAAACGGCUGAUGCUUUAGCAGAACUUGAGGAAGAAUAUUCUUGUCGGAAAAUAUAUAAUAGUGCUGCUAGCCAGUUGAUUGCAGAACAUAGCUAUUGCUUGCCUCAACCUACCAAACCUAGUGAACCAAUUCAUAAACCAGUCCAUGAACAGAAACUUACUUCUGUAGAUUCUGUGAUAGAUUCAGUUGUUCGUGGUCCAAAACAGCAGUUAGUUGUAGACCAUGAAUAUACUAAACCACGGGCUGUAACACCACCUUUUGUCAAGCCUAUAUCGCCUGUGAAAGUUCCUUCACCAAAGAAAGAAAUAAAGAAAACUAAAGUAAAAAGAAAACGGCAUUCAAGUAUCAAAAACAUUCAAGAAGUGAAAUUAGAAAUCAAACCACCAGAAACUACAUAUAUAAGGCCUCCUGAACCACAGUCUUAUUCAGGCCCCAUUUUUGAAAAACGAUCAGUUAUUGAUGAAAUGAUUGUCUUAUAUGGAUUUUUGAAAAAUGGCUUAGACCAAGAAGAUAUAAAUUAUCUACAAAAAAGUUAUGAUGCAUUACUGCAAGAUGAUGCUCAAGGCUUCUGGUUAAAUGAUACACAUUGGGUCGACUAUCCAGCUCCUGUGCCAUCUCCGCCAAAGAAGAAGAAGAAAGAUGAAGGGAUGCGCACUCAUUUAUCAGGCUGUGCCAGGUGUGAAGGCUACUAUAAAAUUGAUGAUAAAGAGAAGGCUGUAUAUAAUCAUGGUGCAAUAUCUAGCUUGGAUAAUGAUGGAGAGGAUCCAGCUAAUAAAGCUAAAACAACAGCUCAAUCCAAUCGAGAGGCACGAUCAAAUCAGAGGAGGUUACUCACAUCUUUUGGAGAGGCUGAUUUUACAAGUGACUUAUUGAAAUUCAAUCAGCUGAAGUUCCGAAAGAAGCAAUUGAAGUUUGCUAGAAGCAGAAUUCAUGACUGGGGGCUUUUUGCCUUGGAACCAAUUGCAGCAGAUGAAAUGGUUAUUGAAUAUGUGGGACAAAUGGUCCGACCUUUAGUAGCUGAUAUGCGAGAGAAGAAAUACACUUCAUUAGGGGUUGGAAGCUCCUAUCUGUUUAAAGUUGAUGUAGAUGGUAUCAUUGAUGCUACUAGAUGUGGAAAUUUGGCCAGGUUCAUAAAUCAUAGUUGUAAUCCCAACUGCUAUGCAAAGAUCAUCACAGUGGAAGGCUUAAAGAAGAUAGUUAUUUAUUCAAAACAACCUAUAAAUGUGAAUGAAGAAAUCACUUAUGACUAUAAAUUCCCUAUAGAAGAAGAAAAAAUAAUAUGUUUAUGUGGUGCACCUCAAUGCAGAGGAACGCUCAAUUAAUAGUCUACAGUCGCAUAGCUGUGGAAAUGUACCUUCAUGUGAUAUCAAGUCAAAGGAAUCAGCAGUUGGAUACUGCGAUUAAUUUCAUUAAAAUUUGCCAUUCAUCAACAGAAUUGUAUAGAAAAACCCUGUUUUAUUCAUUAAACAUCAAGUUAUCAUAUUUUUGAAGUGUACAGAGAAAAGAACAAUUUUUAUAUGUGCUGUAAUGUUCAAGGUAAGCACACAAAUUAAUAUAUCACACCAUGCAAAAUUCUUCAAAUAUUGCAAUGUUAAAUGAACUGAAAUAUAAAGAUUAUGUUGAUUUUUCUAAAGUUGUUCUGGUUGAAAGAAUCUUUUGUGCCUUUACAUUAAGUAUCAGAUCUCACAUUAAUUGCCUUUCAAUCAAUUGAAACUAAACUUGUAAAUUUGAAAUUUAAAAAAUGCCAUAGUAAUUAGAUUCUAGUAUAACUACUUUCUUAAAAGUAGAAAUUUUAUUUAGUUUCGACUAGUGUUAUUUUGUAUGCUCUAAAAAUUACUGCGAGAUCGAAAAAGAGAAAAAAAAAUACAGUUAAAAGAGUGUGGUGUAAAUGUAAUCCUCUUUUUCUGUUGGGGGGGGGGGGAGGUACAGAUAUAUUCUUUUCUUUUUGUGAAAAGAUUUCUUCAUUCCAGUGUUACUAAGUAUUUUUUAAAAAGAAAAAUGUAUAUAGGAAUGUUUGUUUUUCUAUACAUAAAUUUUGAUUUAAAGGUACUGAAAUUUUAUAUUCUAUAAAAGUUACCUUAAUCUCUAAAAAAACUUAAUUUUAAAUCAUAAAAAUUAAAAUUUGAAAUGUUAAUGUAUGUAUAAAGAUAGUGUAAAGUGAAACCUAGAUGUGAAGUAAUUCAUAUUGGAGAUACUUUCAGCCUGCUCAACUGUUAUGAGAAUCAACAUAACCCAAGUUUAGAUAUUCUUUAUUAUUUGCAGAAUUUAUUGUAAGAUGAAUUUUAUUGACCUUUUGUAUAUUCUCUAUAAUUUAUAAAUUAUUUUUUCCUCUUUCGACAUAAUUCAUUUUGACUAAGUAUUUGUUGCACUAUUAAAAAAAUUUUAAAUUAAAAAGGAAAAAAAAAAUCUUCAUAAUUAUUUUGUUAUGACAGAUUAUUUCUGUUUUUAUUCUUGUUGAAAACCAGAAAUGAAAUUUAUAUCUGAUUAAAUGCCUAAAUGGUUGUUAAAGCCUAUUGGUAUUGUUGUAAGUCUUUUCUGGUUAAAUGCAAGUUAUUGGCUAUAAAAUAUAAGUGAUUUUGUAAAUUAUUUUUGACAUAUAUUAUAUCUUAUUAAGUGUACAAAUAAAGUUUUAUUACUUUUUAGUUGAAAUUUAUUUUAUGAGACUUUAUUUUAUUGUAGUUGAGCACAAAGCUUUAUUUUGCAUUUUAUUCAUUUUUUCUGGUUGAGGCUAUAACUUCCCACUUUCUGCAUUUUAUGUUUUAAUUCACAAUUUUUGCUUUAUUGUAACAAAUAAAAAAAUCAGACAUUUAUUCUCUUAGAUUGUUAGAAACUCUUUAAAAGAAAUAAGCUCUGAAAACAUGCUAUUCAACUUGAGCUUUUUGAGACUUUGCAUAUUAUGCAGCUUUAUUAUAUUUUAAUUAACAAUACAGCCUACGUCUUUCUUGCAGUGUUUCUGUAAAUCUUUGUUUUGUAGUUAGCACUGUUGUUUUAUUUAAAUAUAUGAUGUGCAUAAAAUACUUUUGCUCUAGUUUAUGGUGGAAAAAAUAUCCAUUGGGAACAAAAAUGUGAUUAUGUUAUUGUACCUGACUUAUGUUAUUUAAAAUAAGUAAAUGUUUUGUUAUAUUUAUGACUUAUAAAUGUAUUUGAAAGUAAAGUCAAAUGAUAAACUUUACUUUGUACAAGUAAAGUUUAUCAUGAUGACUUACUGUGUUAGGUAAAACAUGUUUUGUUCGUUAAAUUAUCUAUACUUUUUCUACUUUCAAUUUUUAAACCAAUUUGCACUGACAACUUUCUUUGUUCACUUUUUUCUUUGUAACAAUAUUUAAAGUGGAUAAAAAAAUAAUCUAGUACUGAAUUUUGAAUCAGAGAUUUCUCUGCAUGCUGGGUUAUUCUAAAGAAAUUAUUUCAUUUACUUUAUAAUAAAGGAUAUCUAUUUAUACUACAUAUCUUAAAGACAAAAAAGGUAACUUUUUAGUUUUAAUACUAAUUAUGUUAUUAUAACUAUCAUUCCAAAGCUACAUAUCCUUGUUUCCUUCAUACUUAUGUAAUGGUGCAUUCAAUAAAAGUAAUAAAUAAUAGAUCUUGUACCGCUACAUAAAUUCUUAAAAUUAGCAAUUUGUUGAUAAUAUUUUAUAAUUUUUGUAUUUUAAAUUACAAUAAAUAUUUGGAAAUCUUAAGUUUAUUACAAAAUAUUUGGUUGAUAAUUUACUAUGAAAAAAAAAGUUCUUUAUUGCAUUUUUAUUUGUAUUUUUAUAUUAAAAAAAAAUUCUCAAAUGUUUUCAAUUUCUGAAAAUAGAAGUGAUCUUCAUUAUUUGUUAUUUAAUUUGCUGUAACCCUGUAUGUGGAUUUAUUAUACUUUUAUCUCUGACUUAUUUUCUUGUAAAAUUCCAGAUAUUUGUGAUAUUAGUUCUUUCACUAUUUUUCCUAUUCUGAUAAGAAAUUUAUUAUACCAAUGGAUUGUUUGAAACCGGUUUUUGCUUAAUUAUUAAUAAAUGCUUGCAAAAUUUAAGUUGAAAAUGUUUAUAUAUAAUGCAUAACAGCUAAUUAAUUUUCUUCUUUUUUCUUUCCCUGCCUUUAUGGUCAACCAAAAUAGAUUCUCAUCAGCUGCAUAAUGUAAAAAAAAUUACAAAUAGAUAUUUGAAAUGUAAGUUUGAUGCCUUGACAAACUCAUUGUACAUAACUUUCAUGGGAAAAAAAAUUUGUAAAUCAUUGAAGACCUGAAUUUCAUGAGCCAUUUUGCUCUGUAUUUGUAUUGUGUUGUAUUAUCAUCAAAAAUUGUAAAUGCAUCUGUUUCAAGAUAUUAAA
Argiope bruennichi is the source of this 8913-nucleotide messenger RNA. It is a transcript of the gene Set1, whose product is annotated as histone-lysine N-methyltransferase SETD1B-like. The record is from RefSeq and is a predicted model, not a curated record. Gene Ontology annotation, cellular component: Set1C/COMPASS complex. The transcript is spliced from 16 exons. Gene Ontology annotation, molecular function: RNA binding; histone H3K4 methyltransferase activity; protein binding. NCBI's taxonomy places the organism in Eukaryota, Metazoa, Arthropoda, Arachnida, Araneae, Araneidae. The coding region runs from base 615 to 5930 and encodes 1771 amino acids.